AUGUUGAUUGAGAGAGGGGGCGGUGUUGUAACAGCAGUGAAAGAGGCAGAGAAAGAACUGAACACAGAUGAACUGAUCAGCAGAAGAGAUGACAUCUCACUGCAAGACACAGUGACUGUCAUCACAGUCACAAGAGAAGCAGGAGAAGAAGAAGAAGAAGAUGUGAUAAUGAGAGUGAUGCUUCUGCAGUUCAUUGAUAUCACUGUCUUCACCUCUAACUGA
Molecule: messenger RNA, 222 nt
Organism: Blastomyces gilchristii SLH14081
Lineage: Eukaryota; Fungi; Ascomycota; Eurotiomycetes; Onygenales; Ajellomycetaceae
Exons: 1
Coding region: 1-222 (73 amino acids)
Source: RefSeq, a predicted model, not a curated record